Xenopus tropicalis (tropical clawed frog) is the source of this 6194-nucleotide messenger RNA. It is a transcript of the gene maz, whose product is annotated as MYC associated zinc finger protein. Gene Ontology annotation, biological process: regulation of transcription by RNA polymerase II; positive regulation of DNA-templated transcription. Gene Ontology annotation, cellular component: nucleus. NCBI's taxonomy places the organism in Eukaryota, Metazoa, Chordata, Amphibia, Anura, Pipidae. The record is from RefSeq and is a predicted model, not a curated record. The coding region runs from base 180 to 1298 and encodes 372 amino acids. The transcript has 5 exons. Gene Ontology annotation, molecular function: RNA polymerase II cis-regulatory region sequence-specific DNA binding; DNA-binding transcription factor activity, RNA polymerase II-specific.
CCUGACUGGGGGGGGUUAAAUAGGGGUUUUUUGUCUUUUAACUCCAAGUCAGCCUUUAGGGGGCAGUGAUCUGCCGGGAGAGAAGCGGGGAGCGGAGCCAGGGCGGGCGGGGGAGCAGGGAGAGGGGGGAGCGCAAGGAGCCUACACUAUAUAUAUAUAUAUUAUAUAUUCCUGCCACAAUGGAUGCAAAUUGGAGCAGUUUUAUAUUCCAGACCCCUCCUCCCCCCCCUGCGGAGCCGAUGCAGGUUGAGCUCUUGCCAGUCUUAGCCACUGUUACAGCGUCCCCAGAUGGAACCCUCCAGUCUCAGACGAUGGUGCCUACUUUGGCCACCCAGCACCCCUCAACUGUGGAUGCAGCUGCUCUCAAGCAGGAGGUGACCAGCAUUCCUAUCUCCCAACAUAUUACUUCUAUUACCUCGGUUGGCCACAACCAGUCCUCUCUCUGUACUGCCCUGCCAUUGCAGCCCCUCAUGGAACUCCCGAAGAAAUCCAAGAGUCGGGGCCCUUAUAUCUGCUCUUUGUGCUCGAAGGAGUUUAAGAACGGAUACAAUCUAAGGCGACACGAAGCCAUUCACACUGGAAACAAACCAGCCCGGGUAACACCUUCUGUUGAGAAAAUAACGACCAUGGUGCCUCUCAGUUUGCUGGGUGUAGCAAGUGCCCUGGGUGCAGGAACAGAGGGUCUGGAGGUCCCCGCCUCCCCUUCCACCCUCCAAUUACCAGGCCCCUCCCCCUCGGCAAAGAAGGUGCGCAAAAACCACGCGUGUGAAAUGUGCGGCAAGGCAUUCCGGGAUGUGUACCACCUGAACCGCCACAAGCUGUCCCACUCCGACGAGAAGCCGUAUUCGUGCCACGUGUGCCAGCAGCGGUUCAAGCGCAAGGAUCGGAUGACCUACCACGUGCGCUCCCAUGAUGGCACCGUGCACAAACCCUACAUCUGCAGCCACUGCGGGAAAGGCUUCUCCCGACCUGAUCAUCUGAACAGCCACGUUAGGCAAGUCCACUCUACAGAGCGCCCCUUUAAAUGCCAGACCUGUGAAGCUGCCUUCGCUACUAAGGACCGCUUGAGGGCCCACAUGGUGCGGCAUGAGGAGAAGGUCCCCUGUCACGUGUGUGGGAAGUUGCUGAGUGCCGCCUACAUUACUGACCACAUGAAGGUCCACAGCCAGGGCCCCAACCAUGUAUGUGAGCUGUGUAAUAAAGGGACCUGCCAAGUGUGCCCUCUUGCGGAUGCAUCUGUUACUUCUGUUCUGCCGAGUCCUGGUGUCCCGGGCAUGGUGCCCACUCAGCCAUGGUGACUGGCAUUCCUAGAGGGGGAGCAGUUACUGUGACCUCUCUUUGAUGGACAGAGAGGGAGAACCCGUGCUCCCCUGGGCAGACAUUUGUCUUUGGAGGAGUACCGGGGUGUACGUGUGACCCAUUUCUAACCUCCUAGAUGGCAUUAUAUUGAGAGGGGGUGGGUGGUUGGGCUCAAGGACACCUGUGAAAUAACACUCAUAAGAGUCUGACUGGCACGUUGUGGUGCUAUUUUGAAGAGUGUCUCCUUGCCCCAAAAUAACACUUGUGUGGGGAAAACUCCUAGAUCCCUGAGGGAUGGUUAAUGUACACUACGUGGUCCUGUGCUGUCGCUAGAUAUUUCAUUCACCCUUAAACACUUCUCAGUCUGUGUCAGUGGGACUAAUGGCACGGAAUGGGCUUCAUUGACUGGUGUCUUGGAGGGAAUGCUGGGCAUCAUUGCAAUCAUUUCUUGUUGGACUGGCGAGCAAGGGAGAAUAGGGGAGUGCUGAGCCUGGUUUGAAAUGAAGGGUUAAUGUGAUGCAGGCAAUGGAUGUGCUGGGAAGGGUGGGGUUAUGGGGAGCUGCUGCACAGGACAGCCGUGGCACUGAUCCCCAAACCUCUGCAGAUCUGCCAUAGCAAGAUUUUAAUAUAUUAGAGUAGUAUUUGGGGGGGAUUUUAUACUGACACUGUACAAGGCUAGUAUAGAAGGAGUUAAUAUCAUUGCACUCUACUGGCCUGCCAUGGGGAAAAAGUAACUAAAGCGGUGCCUAGGGUUGAUACCAGGUUUUAGAUGGGAGUAAUGUAGAAGAGGGCUAACUGGUCCCAGAGUGGGCAAUUGAAUAGGUAAUACCCUAGGUUUAGUAUUUUAGGGGUUCAUAUGUUCUCUGUAAAGCAGGAGGCUGAGGGGCGGGCAGUUUCUGCAGGCUGGCACGAGGGGAAUAACUAGAAUUGAAUCCUGAUUGGGCAGGAAAGCAGGCAAGUAAUGGGCUCGGAGACAUCUGGGGAGAUAUAUCCUUCCCUUUGCCUUAUUCAUUGGAGAGGCUGUUUGAGGGGUGUGGGUCAGUGUUAGAGGUAGGAUGGAGGGGCAGUACUGAGACAGUAUUAGGGCAGGGGGUAGAACAGAGGGUUAUUCAUGAAACAGUAUUCAGGCCAUAGGCUAGAAAGGUGGGCAUGGGCUGGAACAGUAUUAGGGGCACAAGGUAAGAAGAAGAGCAGUAUGUGGAGGGGUCAGUAUUAUGGGUGGGAGCAUUAUGGUAUAGCGCUGGGGCUUCAGGGCAGAAGGCAUGUAGCAGUGGCAGGAUAGUAGCAGAGGGCUGCUCAGUGGGCAAAUCAAUGUUUACGUACAUGGGUGGGUGGCCCUACCAGUUGUAUAAAGGCAUUAGUAGGCAGCGUUUGUGUAUCCUUACGGGCUGCGGCCAAUACUGUGGCAGCCCUGUGCCCUGGCCCAGUUCUAGAGGAGCUAAAGGGGGAAAUAAUCACUGUUUCUGAUUAUGCAGCGGCUGCAUUUGUACAGUUUCCAGCCCCCAGCUCAGUGGCGCCACCUUCCUUUAGCUCUAGUUCAAAAUCCAAGACCAGAUUGGAUUUAGUAUUGCAAAAAAAGUGAGUUAUUGGCCACUAACAAAAGGGAUGUAUCUGCUCCAAGUUGCUCCAGUGGGUAAGUUUCCUGGCACUAGAAAACCAAUAGGCCUUGGGAGAGUGGAGUUGUAUAUCCGUAACUGGCAAGCCCUCGGGCCUUUGUUUCCUUCAUGCUCCAUUGCUGUUCCCUGCUGUAACCUCUCUGAUAGGGAAAUGUGUACUGGAAAUGACAGUAUCUUCCUCCGCUCUCUCAUUGUGCCCCAAAAUAUAUCUCGUGUAUUGUCCAUCGGUUUCACUGGUCCCUAUUGGAUGAGAGGGAGACGCAAACAGGGCCGGUCCAACUCUUACGGAGGGUUCUGGGCUCUAGUCUUCCUGCUGGCGCCGGUCAUGUUUCAGUAACGGUUAUAGGGUAGUGCUGUUAUGUGAACAGUAGUGCGAUUGGUUCAGCCCUGCGCUGGGGCGGUACGGGGAUUCCUCUGCCUCAGGAAGCACAAAAGUGCUUGUCGGUGAGAUUAAGGGAAGAAUUUUGUGCAAAUGGCAAAAUUAGUGCUUUUUUUUUUAGCCUCAGAUUGUGCUGAAGGGUUCUUGUGUUUCUGUAAAUAUGCUGUGUGGUUCCUGCUGCACCCCAGGCCGUUCUCUGCCUCAUUAAAAAAUCCGUAAAUAAUGGGUAAUGGCUGAUGAGCCCAGAGCAUUCCCCUCUAGAUAUGUCAUUUAUACAUAUUAUUGGAAACUGCCAUAUCUCCAUGAACAGGAAUUAAUGGUGAGAAAUACUGUUCUGUAUUCUGUACCACAUGUAUGGUAUAUUGCAUAGAAAUCAUGUCUCUCCUUAUGUACUGUAGCAGUAGAUUAAUAGACCCUGCCCUGUAGAGCUUGCAAUCUAAACUUGGUGUGUGAGCAGCAGGGAGUCUACAAACCUUGCCCGAGGCCUCCGGGUGUCGCUGUCAGGGAUCCCUUUCAGGCCUCGCAAGCGGGUUUGGCUUUUACAGUUUUAAGACUGUAACCACCGCCCCCAUGAAACAAAGGUUGGCAGUUUGAGCCGCCCAGCGCAAUAACAAUGGCCUCGGGCACUAAACGUUCGACAUUACUUGUAAAUAAUAUUCUCCCAUUAAAGCUGCAGUAUUAUAUAGAUAUAUAGGCAGUAAAGGUUUAACAUUUCCUACCUGAGUGACGGGACAGGUAACCAGAUUCUCAAGGGACGAGUUCCCAAGGCCAAGAGUUGCAAUGAACUCUCUCUGCCAGCGUGUAGCUGCCCCCAGCCUGGGCACUGCCUGCUCCUGGGGCAAAUAGAGCUCAGCCGAGGUGAUGCACAGGUUAGAGGAGCCAUAGUGCAUAGCAAGGCAUUGGGAUUUUAUGCACCGCAACCAGCAACUUGCUAUCCUGAACGCUCAAGCCUGAGCCGGAUAAUUUUCUUUUUCCAAUGACAUAUAUCUGAAAAUCAUUGACAAAGAGAUGGGAGUAUAUUCUUUAAUUAAAGGGGUUGCUCACGUUGAAAUGAACUUUUAGUAUGAUGUAGACACUGAUAUUCUGAUGCAAUUAUUUGUUGGAGCUUUUAGUGUAGCAGCUCUCCAGCUUGGAAUUUCAGCAGUUAUCUGGUUGCUAGGGUCUUGUUUGCCUUAGCAACCAGGCAGUGGUGUGAAUGAAAGACUGAAAUAUAUAAAUAGGAGAGACUAAAAAAGAGAGUUUUGUGGCUAGUGGGGUCCGUGACCCCCAUGUGAAAGCUGGAAAGAUGCAGACAAGGCAAAUCACAAACUAUUAAAAAAAAAAAAAAAUGAAGACCAAUUGCAAAGUUGCAAGGCAUAGGGCAUUCUAUAACAUUACUAAAAGUUAUCUUAAAGGUGAGCCACCUAAUAGUGCCACGAUAGUGCAUUUCAGGCAGUUUAGACUUAUUAGAUAAACUGUUGGCUAUUAGCAGUCGGUUAGGCAGAUAUGGCGAGGGGGAGGAAGCUCGGAGAGUUGGUGGUACUUCCGUUGGACUUGCUGCUAGUUCUAUGGGAAUGCCAUGGCUAGUGGUGCGCGUAUUACAUACGGACAUGGGAAUGCCAUGGCUAGUGGUGCGCGUAUUACAUACGGACGUGGGAAUGCCAUGGCUAGUGGUGCGCGUAUUACAUACGGACGUGGGAAUGCCAUGGCUAGCAGUGCGUGUAUUACAUACGGACGUGGGAAUGCCAUGGCUAGUGGUGCGCGUAUUACAUACGGACGUGGGAAUGCCAUGGCUAGUGGUGCGCGUAUUACAUACGGACAUGGGAAUGCCAUGGCUAGCGGUGCGCGUAUUACAUACGGACAUGGGAAUGUCAUGGCUAGCGGUGCACGUAUUACAUACGGACAUGGGAAUGCCGUGGCUAGUGGUGCGCGUAUUACAUACGGACGUGGGAAUGCCAUGGCUAGCGGUGUGGGUAUUACAUACGGACAUGGGAAUGUCAUGGCUAGCAGUGCGUGUAUUACAUACGGACAUGGGAAUGUCGUGGCUAGCGGUGUGGGUAUUACAUACGGACAUGGGAAUGCCAUGGCUAGUGGUGCGUGUAUUACAUACGGGCGUGGGAAUGUCAUGGCUAGCAGUGCGUGUAUUACAUACGGGCGUGGGAAUGUCAUGGCUAGCGGUGCGUGUAUUACAUACGGACAUGGGAAUAUCAUGGCUAGCGCUGCGUGUAUUACAUACGGUUAUGGGAAUGUCAUGGCUAGCGGUGCGUGUAUUACAUACGGACGUGUGAUUGGCCUGGGACGGGUUUAUGGGAGGGCCUUCUCAUGAAACAUUUAUCACUUGGAAGCUUUUCAGUGAUGCAGAGGUUUGUCCCCCAUGGGCUGCUGUAGGCCGUAUCAUUGUGGCCAAGCCACUGUCUCUGAUUAUUUAGUUGACCCAAGUGAGCUCCAUCUUGCUGCCCCCCUGGCCUGUGCGUUUCCUACCCACGCAGUGUAGCAGAUGCCUAUAUCACGGCACGUGUAACCAUUGUACUUUUUCGGGGUUUUUUUCUUUUUUUUUUGGCGACGCGGAGUGUGUCCCGUGUCUCUGUGCCGGGUCUAUUGACCCCCCCCCCCACUGUCUAUUAGAAUAUUAGAAAUAAAAUGUUGUGCCCAGGCUCAGAAUAGACUCAACAUCAGGAUCCCUUUGCAAUUAGAGGGACAGUUGUCCUUUAACCCCCCCCUCGUUAGUUUGUGUGUGAAGGCUUGAAAUGAAUGCAUGAGAAAUUGUGUAAAUAUAUAUAAUGUGUACAGGAGGCGGGCUGUAGGCUGUAUAUAAUGUAACUGUCACUCACAUUUCGCACUGUAAAUACCGAAACUGCUGGAAGACUUUCAUUUUGAUAACUGUUAAACAUGACACCUUUUUUAUUUUAUUUUAAAGGGAA